UUUUCUCAGUAUUACAUUUUAGAAUGCUUGUCUUAUUUUUCUUCUUUCAGGUCGCUGAGAAUUUCAGAGAUCGACCAUGGGCAUUAAAGGUUUACAGGGAUUUGUGACAAAUGUUUGCCCUGAUGCAUGCAGAAGGGUAAAUCUGAAAGAACUGGCAGAAAGACACCGUGUCAAUCAUCCUGAUUUCCCUCCUGUUAUUGUAGUAGAUGCCAUGAGUUGUGUUAGACGCUGGUACACACCAGAAUCUUGGGUGUGUGGGGGCCAGUGGCAGGAGUAUCUUGCUAGCUUAGAGAAUUUUAUUGAAGCUUUUGAGGCAGCUGGUAUCAAGUUAGUGUUCUACUUCGAUGGUGUGGUGGAAGAAAAAAAGAGGGAUGAGUGGAUUAAAAGGAGGUUGCAGAAUAAAAAGGAAAUAGACAGACUAUUUCAGUUUAUCAAAACUCACAGGAAACAACCAGGCAGAGAAAUGUUUGUUAUUCCUUCUGCUUUACCUACUUUUACACGUUUUGCUCUAAAGUCACUCGGCCAAAAAACAGUAUGCACCUUGCAAGAGGCAGACUUUGAGGUGGCUGCUUAUGGAUUGCAACAUAAUUGCAUGGGGAUCCUUGGGCAAGACAGCGACUACCUCAUCUAUGAUACAUCUCCCUACUUUUCAAUUGAGAAGCUCUGUUUGGACAGACUGGUCACUGUUAUGUACUCCAGAGAAGACCUCUGCCAAGCGCUGGGUCUUACGGUGACUCACCUCCCCCUGUUUGCUUGCUUGCUUGGCAAUGACAUUGUCCCAGAAAGCUUGCUGGAAGGCUUUUGGCGUAAAUGUUUAGCCAUCUGCCCCCCCAGGAAAAGGAGCUACAGCAGAAGAGCUGACAUACUUAUCGCAGUAGCAAAUUACAUCUCGAAAAUUCCAUGCUCGUACAGCAGCCUGAAAGACUUGGAAAAGAUGCUACCUUUGGGAUCAGACAAGACAUUACUCUACAGGGGAAUGGAGUCCUACCUUUUGCCUGGGCAGCAGUCUCCAUGGCUUCCUCGUGAUGUGGCAAAUAUCCAGAAGUUCUCCAAUCAGCAAGAAACAGCCAUGUGUCCAGAUAAGGAAAUAUUUCAGUUAGCUAAAGAACAGCACAUCCAGUCUGAAAAUCACGUAGUCUUCAAUAUCCUGAGUAAUGGAGUGACCGAGUGCAGCAACUCUCUGGAAGAUGAUUGUGACACAGAGAUUCCUGGACAGGCGCUUAUCUUCCGUCCUGCACGUCAGCAUAUUUAUUCUGUCUUGCUGGAAUCUGGAAAAGAUGGAGCCUGUCCUUUGGUGGUAAAAGAGUGGUUUGUCUAUUUGGGAAAUCCUCUACAUCAACCAGAGCUGGUACAGCCUAUACAGCCUCCUGUUCCAGGUGGAACACCUAAUUUGAAAACACUGUGGUUUGCCAAAGGACCUGAUGUGGAAAAGCAACGGUAUAGUACAUUUCUGGCAUGCUUUCACCUUCAGGACUUGAUGGAAGAGCUCCAAGCUCUGGAAGCGCCUCAUGCAGGAUUCUGCUGCUUGAUAGCAUAUCUUUUUGUGCAGGUCAACAGCCUUUCUUUGGAGGACUUAAAUGCAUUUGUGGCACUCAUUCUGUGCCUCAAAGGGAAGGCAGCUGCUCAACUGGCAGGUUUGCAGCUUGCACAAGUGGACUCCAGGGCUGUGCAUCUUGGCGCUGUUUUUAUUCGUGGCCUUACAACUUUGCUCAUGGCCAACAGUGCCUGUGGCUUUCCAUUCAGAAUGGAUGAUUUGAUGCCAUGGAAAAUGUUUGAUGGGAAACUUUUUCAAGAAAAGUAUCAGCAGUCACAUCGCGGAUGCUCUUUGGAGGAGCUUUUGGAAGGCAAUGAGUCAUUGCACACACCCUUCCAGAACCUCAAGUCUCUCGUUUGCAAGGCUUGCAUGGCGAAGAACAGAAUAAUCCAGAGCAGACAGAGAGGGAAUGGAAUUAUCACAGGUUGGUAACAUGGUAAUUUUCCUCCAUAAAGCCAGGAUAUUGAUGAAUUCAAU
Messenger RNA from Tinamus guttatus (white-throated tinamou), 2011 nucleotides. RefSeq names its product family with sequence similarity 120 member B (gene FAM120B). Gene Ontology annotation, biological process: fat cell differentiation; peroxisome proliferator activated receptor signaling pathway. The record is from RefSeq and is a predicted model, not a curated record. Lineage: Eukaryota; Metazoa; Chordata; Aves; Tinamiformes; Tinamidae. Gene Ontology annotation, cellular component: nucleus.